GCGGAGCCAGAGCGCUGCAGGCUCACAAAGCGGCCGGACGCGCGGCGGCGGGUGGCAGGAGCGUAGGAGAGCGAGCCGGCAGAUCAGCCUCCGCGACCGCACCACGCGAGCUCGAGCAACUCGGACGCGGGCACCCGGGCCGGCCCCCACGAUGCCAGCGAUCGCGGUGCUGGCGGCGGCGGCCGCGGCGUGGUGCUUCCUCCAGGUGGAGAGCCGGCACCUGGACGCGCUGGCGGGCGGCGCGGGCCCCAACAACGGCAAUUUCCUAGACAAUGACCAGUGGCUGAGCACCGUCUCCCAGUACGACCGGGACAAGUACUGGAACCGCUUUCGAGACGAAGUUGAGGAUGAUUAUUUCAGAAGCUGGAAUCCCAACAAGCCCUUUGACCAAGCCCUGGACCCAUCCAAAGACCCCUGCCUGAAGGUGAAAUGCAGCCCUCACAAAGUAUGCGUGACCCAGGACUACCAGACGGCCCUGUGUGUCAGCCGCAAGCACCUGUUCCCCAGGCAAAAGAAGGGGAGCGUGGCUCACAAACACUGGGUCGGACCCUCGAAUCUGGUGAAGUGCAAGCCGUGCCCUGUCACACAGUCUGCCAUGGUCUGCGGCUCUGACGGCCACACCUACACUUCCAAGUGCAAGUUGGAGUUCCAUGCUUGUUCUACUGGCAAAAGCUUCACCGUCCUCUGUGAUGGGCCCUGUCCAUGUCUCCCAGAGCCUGAGCCACCAAAACUCAAGACACAAAAGAAUGCCUGCACAGAUAAGGAGUUGAGGAACCUCGCAUCCCGCCUGAAAGACUGGUUUGGAGCCCUUCACGAGGAUGCCAACAGGGUCAUCAAGCCCACCAGCUCUGAUGCAGCCCAAGGCAGAUUUGACACCAGCAUCUUGCCCAUCUGCAAGGACUCCUUGGGCUGGAUGUUCAACAAGUUGGACAUGAAUUAUGACCUCCUGCUUGACCACUCAGAGAUCAAUGCCAUCUACCUGGAUAAGUAUGAGCCCUGCAUCAAGCCUCUCUUCAACUCCUGUGACUCCUUCAAGGAUGGCAAGCUCUCCAACAAUGAGUGGUGCUACUGCUUCCAGAAGCCUGGAGGUCUCCCUUGCCAGAAUGAAAUGAACAGGAUUCAGAAACUGAGCAAGGGGAAAAGCCUGCUGGGAGUGUUCAUCCCUCGGUGUAACGAGGAGGGCUAUUACAAAGCCACACAGUGCCACGGCAGCACGGGCCAGUGCUGGUGUGUGGAUAAAUAUGGCAACGAGCUGGCUGGCUCCAGGAAACAGGGCGCCGUGAGCUGUGAAGAGGAGCAGGAGACCUCAGGAGAUUUUGGCAGUGGUGGCGCUGUGGUCCUGCUGGAUGACCUGGAGGACGAGCGGGAGCUGGGACCAAAGGACAGAUCCGGGAAGCUGAGGGUGCACACCCGGGCAGUGACAGAGGAUGACGAGGAUGAGGACGACGACAAAGAGGACGAGGUGGGCUACAUCUGGUAGUCCCCACAAGGAAGAGGACACGAGGUUUGCACCGACCGGCAAGUCACUUCCUACUCUGGCAUUUGUAUCUAAGACCCCACAGCACCAAGGCCUCUUCUCCAUUGUUGCUCUCUGUACCCGACCUGAGGUUUGGAAGACCGCUCCUUGUCCCCCGAACAUUCUGGUCUUGCAUACAGUUGUGUGGGAAGAAGGGUAUGUGUUCGGUUUUUAUUUAGACAGGGGAGCGGCUGGCUGAGCUGGAGCCUCCUUCCCUCCCGUGAGAGUUGUACAACGCGCAUGUGAAGUUUGUGGGAUUCUGACCGUGCAGGGAGCCCCCACCUUGUAAACGUCCAAGAUGCUUUUCGAUUACCCACACCAGUGGUCAUUCCAGCAUGGUUCCCAGCCUUACGGUGUCUAAGUGCUUUUCUUGUGUCCUGUAGAUGUCGUGGAAAACACACCACACUGUACUUUCUUCUGCCCUAUCCCCACCACCCUUCGUGGUAAUAAUUAAAAAUUCGUUUUUCAUAUCACUCUAUCUGGCUUCCUACAAACAACAGCCUUAAUUCAGUCAAGAGUUCCUUCGGGGAAUUGAUUUUCCUUAUGAACAAGGGUGUCUGGAUGCUUCUCUGUACAUGCCUAAGGAUAUUUGUAUGUACAGAGUAGACGGUCUAUGUGUACAAGACACACACACACACCACUCAGAAAAAGCGCUUCAGUAUCUUUUCGAAACUCAUUUGAAACACAAUUAUAAAUUUGUCAGCUUGUCCAGACCUGGAUCACAAUUUCUGGAAUAAGAAAUGUAGAUCAGAAGUUCUUUUUUUGCACUAAGAGUUAGCACUUGUAGCCUGCAGGCUGAGGAGGUUCCUUUCCCUAUGCAUGAGUAGAGUUACUGGAAGCCCUUUGAUUUGGAUAAGCCUCUGUCCGCCUAAAUCACUUUCCUUGCAGAAGCCAUGAGACUCCCACAUGGGCAACUUCACAAGCCAUCUUUUUCAUUUCGGCUCAAAGCUUCCCUUUCCCUCCUCCCCGGGGCUGCAGCAAUCCUGUCUGCCACGGGUUCCUACCUUCCCUACUGACGCAAGGGCUUUUCCUAAGGCACGGAUACAUGUCCCCUGCUCCCCAAGAAGACAAUACCACAGUGUUCCUUAUCAGAAGAAAAUUCAGGAUUCUUAACCUCAUUUUUUGCUUUUGCCCCAUUUCUAUCCACAAAUCAUAGCAAGGGUACAAAAGCUGUACAGAUUUUAUACCACUUAUCAUUAAAAAGAAAAAAAUCCCAAAGGGAGGCCACAAAGAACUUCAUCAUAACACCUGGAAGCUAGGGUUGGAUCUUUAAGAGCUACUCCUUCCCCCAUCCCCACACCUGCACCAGUGUCAAGAGGCUGAUGAAGCAAGCUGUCCACCAGCGUUUCUUUUCCCUAAGUCAGCUCAUGAUUACAGCCUGUCUCCAAAUUUGGUAGGGUCAACCUCUCUAUCGUUUCAAGGAUUUCUGCCCCCAUCAAGCUGGCUCAGAUCUAAGUACCAAAGACUAGUCUUCAAAGUGGCCCCAUUUAGUUCAGUACCUCAGACCCUUAAGCCCCUGCCCCACCUGGUGACCCUCAUCAACGCCUCCCCGCCAAGGCUCUGUGGCCCACAUUGGUUUAUCUUCCUUUCCUCCUGAGCUCCAACCCAUCCACAAGACAACCACGUAAACUCAGGCAAAAAAUACACUCAGCCGAACCAUGGUCAUGGCAGUAGCUGACCACCCCCCGCCCCCCCACCUCAAAUGGACCAUUUCUUUGUACUUUACCAAGCUGCCUUCAAACCAGCAUUUUCCAACCCUAGCAUUGGCCACAGUGGCAUCAUUCCUAGACUUAGUCUCAGAAGGGAAAUGAACAUACGUGAUACAACCAACUUCUUCGGCCUGGGAGAUACGGGUACCACCAGGACCCUCGAUAGAGCGAGAACGGAGGCGAGUUCUGUAUUGGUAUGGCAGCUCCAUCACCUCUCUUUCAAUUGUUUUCCCUCACUUGAACAAAACACUGAGGUGGUAAUUCAGAAAACAGGUGCUUAAUUGCAGCUAGAUUCUAAUAGAGUGUAUACAAGAAUCAAGACAUAUUAAAAAAAUUCAGUUUAGACCAUUAAAGAAAACCAUCGUUACUGUCUCCUCUGAGCUUAGAAAAACGCACAAGAGAACAAAUUAAAAGCGACAAAUUGCUUUCACUUAGAAAAACUUCCAGGAACAGAGAACCACUGAUUCUAAUUUGCCUAAUUAUCUUAUGACAAGUGUCAAAUUAAGAUGACACUUAAAGAUUCUUAGCAUUAACUUAACGAUGGAGAAGAGUGGGCUCAGCAGUCAGUUCCCAGUAAGGUAACGAGAUGCUUGUUUUCAAAGAUAUUCCAAGAAGAUGUUUUGAUUCAUUAAAAUAGUAAAUAAAAAGCCCUCCUAAGACUGGGACCCCAAAUCAAUGGAGCAACAUUAACACCACUUUGCAUGCCUCACUUUGGUGUGACAGAUUUUUAAAGGGCUUUGCUGCUUUUCACAAGUACUAAACAUUCGAUUUUCUAGUUACCUUAUCCUUAGAGGUAGAAUUUGUGAUUUCCUCUUUUUGGGCAGGAGUCCUUUUGCUAGUGACUAAGUAUACAUAAAAAUCUUGAUUAAACAAAAAUAAUACCGUGAUAAUCCAGUCCCUUUUUUUGAGACAGGUAUUGAACUGAAUCCUCACUCACUCAUUUCUGUGUGUACUCUACUAAAUAGCUUUAUUCUUAUUCCACACAUGGUUCUUUUAUUUAAUACUGUUGCCUCAGCAUCGACCCAAAUCCCAGAAUUUUCUUCCACCAUGGUUAGUUGUCUGCCAUAUUGAUGUCUUUUUGAUUCCACAGAUAUUCUAGGCAUGGGAAUACCUUACUACUCAACCUGAGAUUUUGUUACCAGUUUUUCCUUCUUUAUACCCAUUUCCCCAUGCCCAGCAGUAAAUGACUAAGUGUCUGUCCAGGUCUGCCCCCUCUACUUUUCCCAGAAUGCCAUUCACACUUUUUUUUUUCCCACCUUGACCACAUUGUACAGUAACAUCUAACAUCUAAGAGCCCUUUCUACAGUGGGUGGUUUUGGUCUUUUUAUACCUUUUUCUCAAAGUCACUGAUGUUUGUCCCUGUUCAAUGUGUAGCAUUGUAAUGAGAGCCCACCAAAUCCUGAGUGUCAUUUUGUUGUCCCUAUUGUAGAUGAAAUAGUGAUGUAGAAAAAAUCUAGUAAAUUCUGAAUGCUUUUCCAUGUAGACUUCUCUGGAAUGUGAACACGACUCUUUGGUUAAUAGUAAAUGCUUAACUGUAGUCCUGAGUAGGUGCAUUUCUGUCUGUCUCAAUAAAUUUUGAUUUGUCUGCAA
Lutra lutra (Eurasian river otter) is the source of this 4815-nucleotide messenger RNA. It is a transcript of the gene SPOCK1, whose product is annotated as SPARC (osteonectin), cwcv and kazal like domains proteoglycan 1. Gene Ontology annotation, molecular function: calcium ion binding; protein binding. The coding region runs from base 152 to 1480 and encodes 442 amino acids. The transcript has 12 exons. Lineage: Eukaryota; Metazoa; Chordata; Mammalia; Carnivora; Mustelidae. The record is from RefSeq and is a predicted model, not a curated record.